Molecule: messenger RNA, 3641 nt
Organism: Panicum virgatum (switchgrass)
Lineage: Eukaryota; Viridiplantae; Streptophyta; Magnoliopsida; Poales; Poaceae
Product: disease resistance protein RGA5-like
Exons: 5
Coding region: 200-3022 (940 amino acids)
Biological process (GO): defense response to other organism
Molecular function (GO): ADP binding
Source: RefSeq, a predicted model, not a curated record
GACAGGCCGUGCGGGAAUCCAGUGGCCUUGUGUCUCUCUCGUCCAUUAUUUGCCUCCCCUGCGUACCAUCAGGCUCUCCGUCCUCCCCCAUGGCAGCAGCGACUUCUAGUCAAUCAAGCUCGAUUGGCGACGAGCUGCGGGCAACCUGACCCGGCGAGGAAGUUCCAUACCCGACCAGCAUCGACCUGGGCAAAAAACCAUGGAAGUCGUGACGGGGGCUCUGCCAAGCGUCAUCACAAAGCUCGCUGGUCUAGCCGCCGGGGAGUACAAUCUGCAGAAGGGGCUGAAGGGGGAGAUCAAGUUCCUGCAAGAAGAGCUUGAGAGCAUGAAGGCUGCGCUGGAGGACAUCUCCAGGACUCCGGCAGAGCAGCUUCCCAAUAAUGACAAGAUCUGGUCCAGGAAUGUGAGGGAGCUAUCCUAUGACAUAGAGGAUAGCAUUGACACGUUCAUGGUGCAAUGCAAGGAUAAAGGGCUUGGCAAACAGCACGGGCUAAAAAAGGUCAUUGAUAGGAGCCUCCACUUGUUGAUGCAGCCAAAGGUUCGCCAUAAGAUUGCCAAAGAAGUCAGAGAGAUCAAGAGCCGCGUCAUGGAGGUGCACGAGCGGCGGCGCAGGUACGAGGUCAACCUUGGUGUUGAUAAACCUGUUACUGUUGACCCUCGUUUAUUCACUCAGUACACGGAGAUGAAAGAGCUUGUUGGAAUUGAAGAGGCAAGGGAUGAGUUCAUCAAUAAUUUUUUGACACAAGGGAAUAACGUUCCCAUGAAGCAAGGAAAGACCGUUUCAAUUUUUGGAUUUGGAGGCCUGGGGAAGACAACUCUUGCUAAUGCAGUUUAUGAAAAGAUUAGAGCACAAUUCGAUUGUUGUGCUCUUGUUUCUGUGUCUCAAACUCCUGACUUGAAGAGAUUAUUCAAGGGCUUACUCAAUGAUUUUGGCAAGAGCAUUAAUGAACAAAUAUUGGAUGAGAGUCGACUCAUAAAAGUACUCAGAGAAUUCCUUCAGGACAAAAGGUAUUUCGUUGUUGUUGAUGACAUAUGGGAUAUCUCAGUUUGGAAAAGGAUUAGAUGUGCUUUGCCUGAUAAUGAUGUUGGAUACACAAUUAUUACAACUACCCGUAUUGCUGAUGUUGCUGAACAAGCUGGUAGUGCUUACAAGCUGAAACCCCUUUCUUCAAACAACUCUCGGAAGCUAUUUUUUAGAAGAAUAUUUGGUAACGAAAACAAAGACAACAAUGAAGAAAUAGAAAAAUGUCCUGAUGAUGAACUUGCGGAAGUAUCUGACAGAAUACUAAAGAAAUGUGCUGGUGUGCCCUUAGCAAUUAUUACAAUGGCUAGCUUGCUAGCUUGCAAAGUAAGAAAUAAACUGGAGUGGUACGUGGUGUACAACUCUGUUGGUACUGGCAUGGAAAACAAUAUGGAUGUGGAGAAUAUGAGAAAGAUAUUGUCUUUCAGCUAUUAUGAGCUGCCAUGCCAUCUAAGGACUUGCUUGUUAUAUUUAAGCAUGUUUCCUGAAGAUUUUGAAAUUGACAAGGACCGCUUGAUAAGAAUGUGGAUAGCUGAAGGUUUUAUCCAAUGGGAAAAACAGGGGAAGAGUCCAUUUGAAAUAGGAGAGUUUUACUUCAAUGAGCUCAUAAACAGAAGUAUGAUCCAACCGAUAUAUAACUUUUACACUGGCAUGGUAAAGAGUUGUCGUAUACAUGACAUGAUGCUCGAUCUUAUCUGUUCCUUUUCAUGUGAGGAAAACUUUGUUACCAUACUAAGUGAUAUCGAUAGCACAUCUCCAUCAAGUACGAUUCGGAGGUUGUCCCUUCAAAAUGGCAAGAAAAGUCACGUGAUGGCUCAGGCUACUAGAAACUUGUUGCAACAUGCAAGGUCAGUUGUUAUCUUCCCAGCAGCCGUUGCUCAAGUGCCGGCUGCUGGCAGCUGCCGAUUUUUACGUGUACUGGAUUUGGAGCAUUGCAACCUUUCACAUACUGAUAGCCUUAAGUACCUUGGAAAUUUAUACCAGUUGAGGUACUUAAGACUAUAUUCUACGCAUAUUUCUCAGCUCCCGGAAGAAAUAGGAAACCUGCAGUUUCUACAAACAUUGGAUGUGAGGAGCAAUCCUAUUUCCAUCUUGCCUUCAAGUGUUGUCGAGCUAAGAAAUUUGAUGUGCCUAGACAUUGACGAGACUACAAGAGUGCCAAAUGGAAUUGGAAACCUAACAUGCCUUGAACAGCUAUCAUGGUUACGUAUUGAUGACUCCACCAUAAACAUUAUAGAGGAGUUGGGCCAGCUAACUGAACUGAGGUUUCUGCGUAUUAGAUUGGACAAGUGGAACGACAAGCUGUUGGGGUGCCUACACAAGUUACAAAAGAUCCAGGAACUAGAUAUAAAAGUCCAUCGUGGGCCACACAACAUCGGUGGAUUGGAUGCCUGGGUCGCUCCUCGACAUCUCCGUUUGUUGAAAGCAGAAGGCAUCUGUUGGUUUUCUACACUGCCGGCUUGGGUGAAUCCAUCGCUCGUUCCGGAUCUCACCUGCCUAGAGAUUGCAGUGAGGGAGCUACAUCAGGUCGAUCUCGACAUCCUCGGGAGGUUGCCAGCUCUCCGCUCUCUAUGGCUGAAGGUGGACAAUAAGAACCUGGGAAUCCUUCAGGGGUUAAUUGUUAGUCCUGGUUCGUUCCCGUGCCUUGAAUUCUGUCACUUCGUGAAAUUUGUAUGGCCAGUGGUGUUUCAAAAAGGAGCUAUGCCAAGGCUUAGAGAGCUUUGGCUGGAGCCGUUGUUUUAUGUGCGGGAGGCAAGAGGAGUUGCCAGCAGCGAUGGUGGUCUCGACUUGUGCCUGGGUAACCUGCCAUCGCUGCAGGAUGUCUUCGCUGAGCUCCGAUGUGAAGGCGCUAGCAAGGAGGAGGCGGAGCAAGCCAAAGCUGCGCUGACGCAUGCAGGUGACAUGCAUCCCAAUCAUCCCCGCCAUAGUAUAUGGAUUGACUAUGAAGAUUUGGAUGAUGGAUCCUGGAAUGACAGUGCUAAAGAUUCAGAUGAUGAAUAACGAACCGGAUAAAAGAUUUGAGUUAAUGCAAAUGAUAAGUUGCUGGUGGAGCUUCGCCACAUUUGCAGAGAUUAGAUUGCUCACCCAUGGACAGUACCAAACAACUCGAACCUGUAUGUAGUGAUGUUAUCUACUCAGUUUCCCGUGGAAAUGCCACGUCUGUGGGUUAGAUUUGGUUGGUUAACAACUAUUACGAUGUCUGGCUUCUGCACACUUGGAACCUGGAGGCCUUCCUAGACGGCUCAAUUCUACUCCCUUUUUUGCAGUACUGAUGUUGCUCUCUGGAGUUAUUUUGCAUGAGACUUCAGAGCAUCGGUGCCGGAAUGCAUGGUUUUUUUGAGGGGUCAGGAAUGCAUGGUCGAUCGCGCUGUUUCUUUCUAAUACAGGGCAACUGAUGUAGCAUUUCAUUGCAACUAAGACGCCUGCUCUGUUUUGGUGCGCAACGAGAAUAUGAGAUCACUAGAUAGAUAGUAGUGGUUCCCCAUGCUCUGUUUCGUUGUGCUCUGUUCUAAGGAUUACUCUAGUCUGCAGAACAUGGUGCCAAAGCAUGAAUGUCGGGUCAGCGGUGCCAGGUGUGCGGUCACCUUCUAGUUCUAGCAAAGAUCGCACCCAUUGCUUA